AUGGAUACCUUCUAGCCAGCCAGCGAGUCCUACUGCUGCUGCAUGUCUGGCAGCAACUCUGAAUGAUCACAUGACUCUUGAUAUGGAUGCAGUCCUGUCAGACUUUGUUCGGUCCACAGGGGCAGAACCAGGUCUGGCAAGAGACUUACUAGAAGGCAAAAACUGGGACUUGACGGCGGCUUUAAAUGAUUAUGAGCAGCUCCGGCAGGUGCACACGGCCAACCUCCCACAGGUGUUCAAUGAGGGCAAAUACUGCAAGCAGCAGGAGCCAGAGCAGCCUCCCCAGGUGACGAAGGCUGAGCGGCCCUGCCUGCAAAGGCAGGAUGACACUGCUCAAGAAAAGCGUCUUUCCAGAGGUAUAUCGCACGCCAGCUCAGCCAUAGUCUCCCUUGCUCGAUCACAUGUAGCAAAUGAGUGCAGCAAUGAACAGUUCCCUCUGGAGAUGCCCAUCUACACAUUCCAGCUACCAGACCUUAGCGUGUACAGUGAAGAUUUCAGAAGUUUCAUUGAACGAGACUUAAUUGAGCAGGCAACAAUGGUUGCUUUGGAGCAAGCAG
Messenger RNA from Merops nubicus (carmine bee-eater), 557 nucleotides. RefSeq names its product OTU domain-containing protein 7A-like. The annotation marks the transcript as partial. Gene Ontology annotation, molecular function: protein binding. The transcript is spliced from 3 exons. NCBI's taxonomy places the organism in Eukaryota, Metazoa, Chordata, Aves, Coraciiformes, Meropidae. The record is from RefSeq and is a predicted model, not a curated record.